CGCUCUGGGAGGGCUGCUUCCGGAUUCGUUGGCGAGCUCCGAGGCAGAGGAUUGAGGAGCCGCUGGGCUGGUGGGCGUCUGGGCUGCGGCCCGCGCUGGGCCCGCGAUGCUUGGGGGCCACUCGGAAGGACGGGAUCGCGAGGCUGAGGGCGACGGGGCGGGGGCUUUGCCUGCCCCGCCUGCAAUCGACUUCCCGAAGGAGGGCUCGGAGCCCAAGUAUGAUGAGUCUGAUGUUCCAGCCGAGCUCCAGGUGCUGAAGGGACCCCAGCAGCAGCCGACCUUCCCUUUUGCGGUUGCCAACCAGCUCUUGCUUGUGUCUCUGCUGGAGCACUUGAGCCACGUGCACGAACCAAACCCGCACCGUUCAAGACAGGUGUUUCAAUUACUCUGUCAGACCUUCAUCAAAAUGGGGCUGCUGUCCUCUUUCACCUGCAGCGAUGAGUUCAGCUCGCUGAGACUCCAUCACAACAGGGCCAUCACUCAUUUAAUGAGAUCCGCUAGGGAGAGGGUCCGGCAGGAUCCCUGUGAUGAUAAUUCUCAUAUCCACAAGAUCAGAUCAAGGGAAGUAGCCUUUGAAGCACAAACUUCACGGUACUUGAAUGAAUUCGAAGAGCUUGCCAUCUUGGGGAAAGGUGGCUAUGGAAGAGUGUACAAGGUCAGGAAUAAAUUAGAUGGACAGUAUUAUGCAAUUAAAAAAAUCCUGAUUAAGUGUGCAACUAAGACAGAUUGCAUGAAGGUGCUACGGGAGGUCAAGGUGCUGGCGGGUCUGCAGCACCCGAACAUUGUGGGCUAUCACACUGCGUGGAUAGAGCAUGUUCACGUGGCCCAAAAGCAAGCAGAUAGAAUUCCUUUACAGUUGCCAUCUCUGAAAGUGAUCUCUACGCGGGAGGAUGACAGAGAUCAAUAUGAUGUUACAAAUGAUGAAAGUAACAGCUCAUCCAUUAUCUUCGCUGAAGGCGACCCAGGAAAAGAAAAAUCCUUAGGAGAAUCUGGCACUGAAAAUCAGAAUAACAAGCUGGCCAACUACACCACCAAUUUGGUCCCAAGGGACACCAGUGAAUUUGAAUCGUCCAUUGAGUUCCGAGAAAAUGGCCUGGCUGAGCUGUCUUCUGGAUCGAUUGUUGGGAACCAGCUGCCGCUUAGGCUCAGUUCAAACUUGGGAGGGAAUUUCACAUCCGCUGAGGAGUCUUCUGAAGAGAACUUAAACUUGAUGGGACAGGCAGAGGCGCAGUACCACCUGAUGCUGCACAUCCAGAUGCAGCUGUGCGAGCUCUCGCUGUGGGACUGGAUAGUGGAGAGGAACACGCGGGGCCGGGAGUGUGUGGACGAGGCUGCGUGUCCUUAUGUUAUGGCCAGUGUUGCAACAAAGAUUUUUCAAGAAUUGGUGGAAGGUGUGUUUUACAUACAUAACAUGGGGAUCGUGCACAGAGACCUAAAGCCCAGAAACGUUUUUCUUCACGGUCCUGAUCAGCAAGUGAAAAUAGGGGACUUCGGUCUGGCCUGCACAGACAUCAUACAGAACACAGAGUGGGCCCACAGGGGUCGGAAGGGAGCACCAGCACACACUUCCAGAGUGGGGACGUGCCUGUACGCGUCCCCCGAGCAGUUGGAAGGAUCCGAGUACGAUGCCAAGGCCGAUAUGUACAGUCUGGGCGUGAUCCUCCUGGAGCUCUUCCAGCCGUUUGGGACAGAAAUGGAGCGAGCACGGGUUCUGACAGGUUUGAGGACUGGUCAGAUACCCGAGUCCCUCAGUAAAAGGUGUCCUGUACAAGCCAAGUACAUCCAGCAGCUGACCAGAAGGAACGCAUCCCAGAGGCCGUCGGCGCUGCAGCUGCUGCAGAGUGAACUUUUCCAGAAUUCUGGAAGUGUUAAUCUCACCCUGCAGAUGAAGAUACUAGAGCAAGAAAAAGAAAUUGAAGAGCUGAAGAAGCAGCUCAGCCUCCUUUCUCAGGACCAAGGGGUUAAGGAUGACAUGAAAGACAGUGAUGUUCCCAUCUAGCUUAAUCGGGCUCUAGAAAUAUGAAGGUGGACUGCAACUGUAUGGGCUCAAGUCCACUGGAAGGUAUAGCUUUCGUCUUUAUUAGCGUGCAGAUGGUGUACCGCCGUACCUAGUUGUAGUCAGUAAGGUGGUAUAAUACCUGACUUUCUAAAGUGAGCUUGCUUCUCCCUGAUGUAGCUCUUGCCUGAUCGAGCUUUUUGAACUUGACUGCUCUAAACUAACCUUAUUGUGCUCUUUCCCCUGUUGUCCCACAACCUCCCAUUCCUGAAUCGCUUAUAUUGUCCAGUCUCGCAGACUAGAAGUUUAGACAUCCUCGAUUCUUUGGAACUCUGCCUACUGACCACCAAGUCCUCCUCUAGAAGCUACUACUGCAGAAACCUGUGUUCUGCGCCCACCACUCACUGUCUGGGCCCAGCCGGUGCUUGAGAGGGACUGGUGGUUUUGACAGUUGACAUUUUUCCUGACCCUGUCACACACGGCCAGUUAACUACCAGAGGGCAACUCUGCUCAUGCCCUGGCUCAGAAGCCUCUGCUGCCUCCAAGACAGAAGUUCAGCUUCUAAGCUGUGUAUGUCGUCCAGCCUGUUUCUGUUCUCACCACCUUUACCUUGGCGGCAUUAUGCCCUUUCCAAGCUGUGCUUCUUGCCCCCGAGUGAUCGCGAAGCUGCUGCGGUGCCAGGGUUCCUGCCUUCGCCCCUGUCCUGGCCCCGCAGCGUUCUCACAGCGGCCGACUCCUGCGUUCCUCAGAGGUGCCAUGUGUGUUGGUUUCUGUACCCAAAGGGCGCCUGCCACGUCGCUGGCAGUGGUGUACUGCACAAGAUACUGCUCGUUUUAAAAUAAAACGAAAACCACAAGUUA
Molecule: messenger RNA, 2856 nt
Organism: Artibeus jamaicensis (Jamaican fruit-eating bat)
Lineage: Eukaryota; Metazoa; Chordata; Mammalia; Chiroptera; Phyllostomidae
Gene: EIF2AK1
Product: eukaryotic translation initiation factor 2 alpha kinase 1
Exons: 15
Coding region: 107-1999 (630 amino acids)
Biological process (GO): protein phosphorylation
Molecular function (GO): ATP binding; protein kinase activity
Source: RefSeq, a predicted model, not a curated record